AUGGCCAAAAUGCUUUCUUUAAUUUUGUGGGUAACUAUGGGCUAUUUUCUAACUGGGCAGGUGGGUGCAAUGACACACAUUGUUGGAGGAAGCUUUGGUUGGCGCUUCCCUGCAAAUACUUCCUUUUACCAAGCCUGGGCCAAGCCAAGAAAUUUCACUUCUGGAGACAAACUGAUCUUCUUGUACACUACGGGCUUGCACAACGUGCUAGAGGUUAAAAAGGAAGAUUAUGAUGACUGCACUCAAAACCAUGUGAUCAAAAAGUAUGAUAAUGGACCAGCGAUUUUUGAGGUCACCAAACCUGGUGAUCACUACUUCAUUUGUGGUCUCAAAAAUCAUUGCCAAAAUGGGGAAAGGUUAAGAAUCAGUGUAAUGAAAGGAGGUGAGUCUUCGGGCGGUGGUGGUAUAUAUGGGAUGAUUACCAAGUCUUCGGCCAAUUCAAUACACAAUAGUAUUGGAAUGCUUUCUGGUUUGCUAUUGGUUCUGUUCAAGCUGUUAAUAUAA
Molecule: messenger RNA, 504 nt
Organism: Quercus robur (English oak)
Lineage: Eukaryota; Viridiplantae; Streptophyta; Magnoliopsida; Fagales; Fagaceae
Product: mavicyanin-like
Exons: 2
Coding region: 1-504 (167 amino acids)
Cellular component (GO): plasma membrane
Molecular function (GO): electron transfer activity
Source: RefSeq, a predicted model, not a curated record